UGAUUAGUUUCGACGGCGAACUCGUAACGGACGGACACGUGUGUGGAUAUUUCGUCGCGGACGCCAGGGGAACACUUCCCUCACCCUCUCUUGGUCUCUUCCGGGCUGUUUUUUUUUUUCUUGUGGUCGGGAGUUCCUGAACAGCGUUGUGACACCUAUUGGUAGUGGUUUUUGGAGGAGGAGGUCAUUUGGAGUGGACUCGGGCGCGGUGGUGAAUCGGUUCCGCGGGGGACGGCUAUUACGGGCUAAUUCCACGUGCAACUGGAAGGGUGGUACGGGAAUUUCUCUGGAGCAGGGUGGCGGAGAGUGUGCGGAGUAGCGGACCACAACACUUCCGGAAUAUCAGUGAUGGUGGGGUGAAAAACUACGUGCUGGUUGGCCAUUUCCGGGCCCCGCGGGUGUGCUAAUGAUCCGUGGCGGGGUUUUAAACUAGUGUCGUGUCCCGCUGAGAGAGAGAGUGCUGAAACGAGCAGUGUGUGUUGAUAAUUGUACGGUGCAUCGCAGGUCAUGGCAGCACUGCUGCGCUGGCUAGAAGUGUUGGCAACUCCUGCUGCUGCUGUUUGGUAGCGGGACGAACAAGCAGUCUGCUGUAAACGUAAACCAAGCAAUGAUUUAUUAAUUGCAUACUCCCGUUGACGUGGUGUGGAAGGAAAAUAAAUCACGUCAUGUUGUGCUAGGGAAGUGGUGCUGUGAGUUGGGAUUACAACAAACUCCGUGGAGGAAUAUCCCUCUCCCCCGUUAGGAUACCGUUCUUUAUGGUGGUGCUCGCCAGGUGAAGAAACGUUCUGCGGUUCAACAGUGUUGAAUAAGACUGGUGAAAAACAACCACCCAACCAAUAUCCCCUGGCCAGUGAGUAAUCGGUGUCACCAGGAAGACAAGUGAGUCAAGGCAGCAGCCCCAAGCACCAGAGAGUGCUGAGAAAAGUAAAAAGUGGAAAUUUUUCAACGAGGAGAGCAAGAGUGACAAAAGAAGAAGUGCUCCCGAAGAAUGGAACGGUCUGAAAAAAUCUACAUAAGCUGUGCAGGAUAAAAAAGUGAGGUUUCCACGUUGCAGUUCUUGUGUGUGCAGUGUUGACAGCGUCUCCCAUUUGAAUUAUGAAAUUUGCUCGUUACUCCCCGGGAGUGGACACCUGCUGGCAGCCCUGCCACCAGUCCAGGUCAUCAGGGUGGGGUCCCUGCAGUCAGGCUCACCACCUGGCUGGGCGCACGUGAGUGAAAUUAAUUACAAAAGUGUCAUUAUCUGCACACAAACGGAAAAGAGGGCCGAAAUUUGUGAAAAACUUGAAAACUACUUCAAAGAGUGCAGAACUAACAAAACAAAAACGGUGAACGCAAAAUUUCGUGACACGGCAAUGCAUCAACGAUUGCAACGACGACGACGACAAGUUAGUCAAGACCAGUGACAACUGAAAGAGAGGAACCAGAGUGUAAGAGAGAGAGAGAGGGAGCUUGGUGUGCCGGGAGAGGCACGCCGCGCGACCGUCGCACACUUCAACUAUGAACACGAAGCUGAGACUAAUUGCAUCGUUGAUUAACUUCUUCGUCAUCGCAGUGGCAGACACCCUCAGCCCGGACCUGCAGAUGUACUGGGAGAACAGUAUGGUGCAGCCGUACUUUGACAACACAACCAAGCGGGAGAUGACGGCCAUCGCCGGCCAGACGUGCCAGCUCCACUGCCGGGUCAAAAGUCUCGGGGACCGGGCGGUAUCGUGGAUCCGGAAACGGGACCUGCACAUCCUCACCGUUGGCAUACUGACGUACACCAACGACCAGCGCUUCCAGUCGCUCCACACCGACGGCAGCGACGAGUGGACGUUACGGAUAACGUCCCCCCAGGCACGGGACUCGGGCGUCUACGAGUGCCAAGUAUCGACUGAGCCGAAAAGUAGUCAAGCGUUCCGGCUGAACGUGGUCGUCUCGAAGGCGAAGAUCCUCGGCAACACGGAACUGUUCGUGAAGAGUGGCAGUGACAUUAAUUUGACCUGCGUCGCCCUGCAGUCCCCGCAGCCGCCGUCCUUCAUCUACUGGUACAAGGGCGGCCGGGUGAUCAAUUAUUCACAGCGGGGCGGCAUCAGCGUGCUAACCGAGCAGCAAACCCGGACGAGCCGGCUGGUCAUCGCACGUGCUUCGCCCUCCGACUCCGGCAACUACACCUGCGCACCCAGCAAUUCCGACUCCGCCAGCGUGAUGGUCCACGUGAUCAAGGGCGAACAUCCGGCGGCGAUGCAGCACGGCAUCAACAGUGCCAGCAUCGUACACAAAUCAGAACACAUCAUCCGUGCGCUGGUGGUCUCGCUGGUUUGCUUCCAGCUGCUGCUGGUCAGCGUACUUCCCAAUAGAUAAGGCCAAACAUAGAGGAAAACAAAUCACAAAGCCGCAUCAGUUGACUGUUUUUAUUUUCCUCAUCACCCUCCAACUCCCACUCCAACAUCACCCGACACCAACAACAGCAACAGAAUCCUUCUCCACCAGCAUCAGCAGCAACAUCAACAGCGUAGAACUACGAAAAGGCAGGACACCAAAGAGCACUUCCACCGGCAGCAACCCGUUCCAUCAGCAGUAGUUGAUACUUGCCGCGUCAUACGAGCAUCGUCAUCGUCGUCGACGGAACAGCCACCCCCAGAGAGGAGGACGACGGCAAACACACGGGGGACGACAACACGACAUGCACACAACAACGUACUUUAUGAUGAUAAAACUCCGAGAUAAUAACCUUGAGCUCCAUCCAUCGGACGACACCGGUGCUAGCUGGCCCACCAUGAACGAGCUUCAGGACCUCACACACGUGUGACCCCGGCACGUCCCAAUCGACCGGUGGAAUCCCCUUAAGUGUGUGCGUUCCUCGCUUAUUUCCCCCGUCCCAGCACUAAACUGUACUCAACUUCGCUGAAAACGCAUGAACAUUAACGUACCUCAACAUAAGUCAUCCAACUCCCACAAACAUUUCCCAACCACCCCCGCUGACAUAUGGAAAUUGCCGGCGGAAAACCGGUAACAUAACUGAAAGAGAUGGCGGAAAACGACGAGCGACGAGAGUGAAUGGUAUUUCAUAAUGAUGGAUGGUGCGCGGCCAGAGCAUAUUUUCCAGCAUAGGGAAAGCAGAAUGAAAAUAAGUAAGACGAGAAAUGUUAUGUAGCGUGUGUGUGUGUGUAUGUUGAGCAGCGAAAAAUGUAAGGUUGUAGGUAAAGAGUCUCAGUUUAGGGUCACUGAAUGGGUCUUCCAGUUUUGAGCAAUUUCCACUCGAGGCAAGGAAAAUUUCAACUUGGAUUUAAAUUGUGUUGGAUGCACAGAAUCUAAUGACAUGAAAUGUACAUAAUAGUGAUCCUCUUGACUUUUGUUUUUCAUUUUGAAUUCAUUUUUUUUAAAGAAUAUGGUUUAGUCUGAGGGUAGAUAAGAUUUUCAAAGACUAAUAUUCUAAGAAGAAAAAGCUUGAGAAUAUUCCAACAUUGUCAGAGGAGUUAUUUCUUUUGUUAAUAGGACAUUUAAAAAAUGCCUUUCCAACAAUGAAAACAUUUGAAACCCAAAGAUUAGAUGACCUUUUGAAAAAAAACUCUAGAAGUAAUAUAUUGGUAAAAAAACAGUUAUUUUAAUGUUAGCUGCAUUUCGUAAAUUAUUGUUUAAACUCGCAGAAAGUGUGGAUUUCGAUACCAAAUAUUACCUCUUUGAGCAAAUAAGUUUUUUUUUUCAAUAUAUUUACCUCUUUGAGAAAGCAAAAUUUCAAAAAAUAUUCCGGAAAAGUCAACGGAAAAACUUUUUUUUUCUUGAAAUAAUUGUUAUACUUUAUAUUACAUAAUUUAAAUAUUAAUUUGAAUAAACGAUUCACUACUUUAAGUAAAUUUCGAAAACAAAAACUUCUGAUAACCCUACCACACCCGGCCUUUAGUAACACCUUUAAAUCUAGCGGAGGUCACAACCGGUGAAACAUCAAUUUGGGGACAUUUCCCAGUGGCGCUGAUGGCAGCAAACGACAACAUUAUACACAGCCACCCAAACCAACGUCCCACCGAUGUUCUUCCCGUACACGUCGUUGUAAAGAGUAAAGAGAUCGAGCUCCACGUGGGCUAAAUCCCCUUGCGGGAAAAGCUCAGCGGUAGGUUUGAUAAUAAAGACAAUGCCACGUGUGUGUGUGUGUGUGUGUGUGUGUGUGUGUGUGUGUGUGUGUGUGUGUGUGUGUGUGUGUGUGUGUGUGUGUGUGUGUGUGUGUGUGUGUGUGUCCCCGCACCACCGGACGAGCUACGGUUAUUGAACGUUAAUGUAAAUCCUGCUACGUAAGCUAAAGUAACAUUUCAAAAGGGCGCAUUUUCAAUUUUGCAUUUUAAAUGUUCAACUUUUUCUAAAAAUUUUUGAUAUUCUUUAUGAGAUGAACCUAGCCUUGCUACUUAGAAAUAAACUCCCUUUUUAAAAAAUACAUUUCCCACCUCCAGUGUUGCCAGCAAUCCCGGCCCGUGGAUCAGUGCGGCCGCUUGAUGGAUUAACUUUACGAGUCCUGGGGGAAAUCAUUCAACCUGGCGUAUGUGGGGCGCGCGCACAGUACACAUUUCCUGGCGCCCAAGAUAACAUUCGUCGAUUGUUGCGCAUGCAUGACAAAUGUGUUCGGUGCCUGGUGCCGAUUCCCGCCGGGGGGAGAGGUGGGUUGCCUGGUGACAGCUCCGGUAGACACCUUCGGCCGGGGUGAUUAAUGGCCGAACCGUUACUCGUAUGAUUGAGGGAAAAGUUGGAUUCAAUUUCGUCGCAAUUUUUCUUGAUUUUAUUCAAUUUGACGGUUCUGGUUGCACGGUGUCAGGUCUUUUAAAAGUUUUCAAAAUAAUGUAAAAAGCUGUUUGGAAACGUUUCCAAAUGCUUCGAAAAAUACUCCAUGAAACAAUUUUUCGGUUAAACCCAAGCAUUUAUAAAUUCAAUUUUCGAGAAAAUCUCGAUAGCUGUUAAGGGAAUCUCACUAACAAUUCUUGUACAGUUUUGGUUAAGAUUAUUUCUAACAGUCAUAAAAAAUCAUCAAUUAGGGUCACGUCGGUUAGGCUAGUACAAAUUCUAGUUGAAGUUUUUAUCCCUCAGCUCCAGCCAAGGUAGAGAAAGAUGAGAGAGGGGCAUUUCAUUUUGUUUGAAACCUAAUUGUCAAAAACGUUUGACCAAAAGUAUUCUGCCCAUAAUUGAAAAUUCGGCUAUUAUGCCAAAUCAAGUAUUCCGAGAAAAACGCGUUUUAGUGUUUGUGACCAAAUCUCCGUCAAGGCAAUUUCCCAUAAGAGUGGCAUAUUAGCCGUUUGGUUUUUCGCAUCGGCAGCCAAGUCUAAGCACUAUUUCAGUAAAAUUCAAGUACCAGAAGAUGCGUUGGAACAUCCUCUACCACCUGGUGCUAAUAUCUCGUUUUUGCCAAAAGUGGAUAUUAGCCGUUUUUUCAAUGGUGGGCAGUAUUGCAGAAUGCAUAAUUCAUUACAUAAGUUUUGAAACUGUCCCACAUUUGCUAAAUAUCAAUAAAUUAAUUUAAAAAAAAAUUCGUUUUUUACGUAAUUUUCCAAUCGGUGGUCCCAAAACUCAAACUAUUUUUAAAAAGAAUUAAAAGUUUUUAUUUGAUUAAAAAUGCAUAUGGGUAAUUCUCCGCCAACUCACACAGCAGUUGCCCCGACCCCUCUUCGAUUUGCGUGAAACUUUGUCCUGAUAGGUAACUUUUGUCCCUGAUCACGAAUCCGAGGUCCGUUUUUUGAUAUCUCGUGACGGAGGGGCGGUACGACCCCUUCUAUUUUUGAACAUGCGAAAAAAGAGGUGUUUUUCAAUAAUUUGCAGCCUGAAACGGUGAUGAGAUAGAAAUUUGGUGUCAAAGGGACUUUUAUGUAAAAUUAGACGCCCGAUUUGAUGGCGUACUCAGAAUUCCGAAAAAACGUAUUUUUCAUCGAAAAAAUACACUAAACAAGUUUUUAAAACUCUGCCAUUUUCGGUUACUUAACUGUAAAUUUUUUUGGAGCAUGUCAUUUUAUGGGAAACAAGCCUUACCCGAAAAACUUCGUCUUUUCCUUUUUUCGUUUGUUGACGUCUUUAGCUUUUUUUCCUUAUUCAGCCUCCUAUGAUCAAAAUUUGAUUUUACGCAACUUUUCUCAUACAAUCUGCAGAUUUUCCGGAAUCGGUUCCAGAGUGGCCAAAGUUGCCACUUUUUGGCGUAAGAACCUUCCUUGGACUUAUACGAACCCAACGCAACAAAGAGCACCUCGAUCCGACGCUCCGUAUUGAACUGAUUCGCGUUCGAACAAAACCGUCGAAAUUUUUUAUAUAUAUA
Messenger RNA from Culex pipiens pallens (northern house mosquito), 6265 nucleotides. RefSeq names its product hemicentin-1-like. The coding region runs from base 1498 to 2343 and encodes 281 amino acids. NCBI's taxonomy places the organism in Eukaryota, Metazoa, Arthropoda, Insecta, Diptera, Culicidae. Gene Ontology annotation, cellular component: neuron projection membrane. The record is from RefSeq and is a predicted model, not a curated record. The transcript is spliced from 10 exons. Gene Ontology annotation, biological process: synapse organization.